AAAAAUGAUACCAAUUAUCUCAAAGAAGAUUAUCAAACCUUCUUCUCCCACCCCAUCUACUCAAAGAUGGCACAAUCUUUCCCUUAUUGAUCAAGUUGUUGAUAAUUUAUAUAUGCCCUUUGUUUUUUUCUAUUCAAACCAUCAAGUGGCUACAAUCCCAAAACACCAGUUUUCUGAAUUUCUAACAAACUCUUUGUCAAAAACUCUAGCAUCUUACUAUCCAUGGGCAGGAAGUCUAAUAAACAAUGCUACCAUUGAGUGUGAUGAUCAUGGUGCUGAGUUCUUCGAAGUUGAAAUCAACUCAUCCAUGAAUGAAGUUAUUCAUAACCCUGAUUUGACAUUCCCUAAAGGCUUAUCUUGGGGGUAUUUGUCUUCGUCGACAUCUGGUGUCUUAAUUGUCGUACAAUUAAGUCAUUUUGAGUGUGGAGGAAUCGCGCUUAGUCUUUGCAUGUCCCACAAGGUGGUGGGAGACGCGUGCAGCGCUUACUUCUUCUUGAGGGAUUGGGCUAGGUUAACUCGAGAACCAAAAUUAGCAUUAUCUCCUCCAUACUUUGUUCAGGACUCACUAAUGCCAUCAAUACCAUUUGAUGUUCCUCUAUUCCCCCUGUUAUUGAGCCAAAAAAGGAAAGAUGUAUUCAAAAGAGGUAGUGAGUGCCCUCCUCUACAAAUGCGCCGCUUCUUCUUCUACUACCAAAUCAGGACGAUCUCAGUUAGUCCAAACAUCAAACUUGCGAAGUCAAACACCACUACCACCAACCAGCAUAGGAAAUAUUGCCACUAUAUUUUCCACACCAAUAUACAGAACUACGAACAUGACCUCAAACUUCCAAAAUUAGUAACCGAUAUAAGAAAGUCCAAACACGACCUACCCACCAGAAACAAUCUAGAAGAAAAUGAAUAUGUCGAAGUGAUGUUGGAGGCAUAUAAAACAGGUAAAUUACCAUUCCAUCAAAGGAAUUGUGAUAUUUAUACUAUUACUAGUAUAUUAGCAUUCGAGUUCGAAAAAAUAGAUUUUGGAUUUGGGAAACCUACAAGAGCAAGCCAAGAAAGUGGUUCAUUUAGCAACUUGUUUAUCUUAAUGAAUACACCUGAUGAUCAUGAUAGAGCAGUUGAAGCCUUUGUAAAUUUGAAUGAACAACACAUGUCUAUUUUCAAGAAUGACAAGGACCUCCUCCAAUUUGCUACUCCUUUUUAAGGGCGUCAAAUGAACAGGUCAAAAUGAACUGAGUUAAUAACACGUAGUUUACUUUGAAAGUUAGGUCAAAGUGUUCUAUUUUACUUUGAAAGUUAGGUCAAAGUGUUUUAUUUCUAGAGUUUGUAGCACCUUUUUGAGGUGCAAUAUUUCAUUUUCUUUUUAUUUGUUUAUUCAUUUUUG
Molecule: messenger RNA, 1375 nt
Organism: Solanum lycopersicum (tomato)
Lineage: Eukaryota; Viridiplantae; Streptophyta; Magnoliopsida; Solanales; Solanaceae
Source: RefSeq, a predicted model, not a curated record